Messenger RNA from Pimephales promelas (fathead minnow), 1424 nucleotides. The record is from RefSeq and is a predicted model, not a curated record. NCBI's taxonomy places the organism in Eukaryota, Metazoa, Chordata, Actinopteri, Cypriniformes, Leuciscidae.
AAUACAAGGUCAGAAGUCUACUCUGCUCAACUUGACAGCUGAAUCAAGGACAGCCUACUCUCCCACACAUUACCCUGAGAUAAAAGGGACCUUCUCUGAGAGCAGAUCUGUCGAUGGCUUCACAGACAAUACAUUUUGUCACCUGGAAUGUUAAUGGACUUAAACGAAAUAGAGAUGAGAAAUUUCAAAAACUACAAAAUGCGGACGUUGUUUUCUUCCAAGAGACACAUAUUGGAGAACGAGAUAAACAUAUUAUAGAAGGUCUAAAAAAUGAGUGAAAUGUUUUCUACACAAAGUUUACCUCCCGAAAGGGAACAGCCAUACUUGUCAAGAAAAGACUAGAUUUUGAAUGUAUAAGUGAUGAAAAAGAUAACAGUGGAGCUUAUGUUGUGUUGAAAUGUAAACUGGAAGGUCAGCUGUACACUCUGGUUAGUGUUUAUAACCAUGACACAGACACAAAAACCCUUGAUAAACUGUCACAUUACCUGCAGUCAAUGACCACAGGGCUGCUGGUGAUUGGUGGAGAUUUCAACACGGUUCUCAAUCCAUUUGUCGACAAAGACAAUUCAAAAGGGGCGACAGACAGGUCAAACCACAGAAAGCUGCGCUGUUGUGUGAAUAAGUUCAUGAAAUCUCUUCAGCUAUUUGAUGUCUGGAGAAGAAAGAACCCUGUAAAGCAGGAGUACACAUUCCACUGUCAAGUUGCGUCCAGGCUGGAUUACUUUUUUGUUCCAGAAGAAUGUAUGUGGCGGGUCAGAAGAUGUGAAAUCAGAGACUCAGAGAUGGGUGACCAUUGUCCUGUGUACUUGGAGAUCAACAAUGUUUCCACAACCAUUUUUCAGAAAGAUCCACAGAUACAAUCAAUUUCCCAAUGGCUGGAUCUAAAAAGGGAUCUUUUGACAGAUGAGACUGGUUCAUCACUGGGCAAAGAAAGCUCACAUGCAGUCAGUGAGGUUGACAUUAUAUCAGCUGUACAUUCUCUACAAGUGUCCGACACACCGAGACCAGACGGCAUCCCAGUUUCCUUCUAUAAAGACAACAUUCAGGAUCUAAUUCCAUACAUUAAGAUGCUCUAUGACAGAAUCCACAGCGGUGCGUUUAACUGCUCUGAGACACGCUUUAAUGAAACUGUGAAGAGUCCACAUGAUGAUAGUCAACACUUUUUUAACUUUGACUACCUCAUCAUUGCAACUAUUCUGGCAAGACGUCUAGAUGAUUUCUUGGAGACUCAGUCAAAGGGUCUUGUGUCAAACAAAACAACUUCUGUCAUGAUCGCUCCCAAAACCUUCUGCGCUGGGAUGAGGUUGUCUUAUAUUAAGGAUGAAAUAGAAGAGCAAAAACGGUCAAACCCGACUCUGUAUCAAGAUUUCCUCAUUGUGAAAAACCUUCUGAGAGAUGCACCAGAAGAGACACUGAAUCUGUAG